CAACGCUGCAGCUCGUUCCUUAAUUGAGGCCAUGUUUCCAAAUUUCGUGCCUGAGUCUGGGAAACGCCGCUCGUCGACAACAGGUGGCUAAGAGACAGUAAUCAACACUUUUCGGAUGCCCUAUCUCUUCCGGAUCAACCUACUACAACUACAAGGGAUUCUAUUCUGUGGUGAUUCUGGCCCUAGUGGACGCAGAUUACAAGUUCAUCUGGGCAGAUGUUGGUGGGAAAGGAGCAGCGUCCGAUGCACAAUUCUAUAACGGGUUUGAGCUGAAAGAAUGCAUCGAUGAUGGCUCCAUUGGCUUCCCGCCAGCUAAACCCCUGCCCAACGACAACGAGGAUGUGCCCUACCACCUAAUUGGUGACGACGUGUUCGCCUUGAGGUCUAACAUGAUGAAGCCCUAUUCUCACUGUGGUAUGAUCGACGACGAGAGGGUUUUCAACUACAGGCUGUCAAGGGCACAUCGUGUGGUCGAGAAUGCCUUUGGCAUCCUUCCCAAUAGGUUCCAGGUUCUCCUGACCACUAUGAGCCAUUCUCCAGCUACCGCAGUGGAUUACUGUGCGCCUCCAUAACAUGAACGAAGGUUGGGAAACACUGGAAUACAUUAAAGCAACAUGGACGACAGUACAGAUUCUGAAUGUCUCCAACCUAGCUCAAUUGGAGAAGCAAUCACUCCAGAAGAGAGACUUCUGCUAAACAGCCACAGUCAAUCAGAAAGUGGAGAGACCAUCUUAUUACAGUUGCUGGAAUUUAAAACACAUCUGCUUGAGGCUGUAGUGGAGCUGCACAUUCGAAGGGAUACAGAAGCCCGAUAUGAGAAUCAGCUUGGUAAAGUGGUGUUGGAGAAACAGGAGUUGGAGUGGGAGAAGGAGAAUUUACAAAACCAAAUGGAAACGUUUAAAAAACAGCAUGUGGAAUCUGUCAUCAAUGUUAAAAAGCAGUUACAGACUAAAAUAAGAAACACUGAGGAGGAGAAGGGGAAAUACAAGGUCAUUUCUGAGUUAAAAGAGAGGGAGAUUAGCAACUUGAAAGAAGAGCUGAAAUCGCUCCAGCUGCUGAAGUACAACUUUGAAAAGCAAUCCAAUGAGUUGGAACAGAAGCAAACUUUGCAGAUUCAGUCCAAAGACAGUCACCUGAUCCAAAUAGGAGAGGUUGAGAAAAGAUUUGGUGCACUAUCUAGGCAGUGUGUCACACUCAAGAAGGCACACGAGCAACUGGAGCAGAAUGUUAAUGAAGCCAUCAAAAGAAAUGAAAAACUAACAGCUACAAAUGAAAAACAUGAAGCAACCAUUCAGUCACUAAUAAAGGAGUUGCAGGAGGUCAACACCAAACUAAUAAAGGCAAAGUUGUCAUCGGUCCAACACAACAACACGUACAGCAUGAUGACACAAACAGAGCAGAAUCUAAACCAGAUGCGUUACAAACUGAGCAAGGAAAAGGAAAUAAACAAAAGACUACACGAAGAAUAUGCAGCUCUGCGUUCAGAGAAACAAGAGGUGAUAAGAUCACUGCAGCACACUCAGCAGCUUUUUUUGAACCAGACACAGGCCGUGAACAGGCUAGAGCUACAGCUGCAGACACGAGAGGAUCAGUACAAGGCCCUCAAGCAGGAACAUGAAGAGAUGCAAGAGAAAACCAAGGCAAUGGAAGAAAAAGUUUCCCAAUUGACGAGUGAGCAGCAAGAUUUUCAAGCACUGAAAGGGGCGCAUGAUAACCUCAGGCAGAAACACACCAAACUAUCUGCACAGAUGCUCCCUAGUCUUUUGGAGGGAACCAGAGAGAGACCUCCCGAUGAACCCAAAUCCAGCUUCAUGCUGCCUGUCUUUGGCACCCUUCAGAACUCAGCAGUUUCUCAGUACAAAAUCCCGGACUGUCUGGAAUGUACAAGUAUUAAGAAUAAAGUGGAUGGUGAAAUUGGAGGACAAGGAACCCCAAUGUUCCAAAUGAAGUCCGAAACUCAACUGCAAGUUCAAUGGGAGGAGACUUUUUCAAUUCAUUCACCCAUAGGGCUCCUGGGACUCUUGGAAACAAUGGACAGUGGUGAUACCCUUUUGAAUAAAAACACCAGACGCUAUAACACAAGUGAAAAGCUCUCCAAAGAAGUGUCAAAUCUCAUUUGCUCUACUUCCCAUCAGUCUGACAGUGAGUUGGCUAACAGCUUAGUGCAUGAAAUAACUAUAUCAAAUUCCGGCAACGUGUCAGGCAAUGACCAACUGACCAAACACAGAAAAAGUGACUAUGGGAGUACAAGCCAACGUGGAGCAGACUGUAGUAGGAUGGACAAAGUGAAUGAAGUAAGCAACAAUAGUGAUGGAGGGCGCAGAAAUGAAUGUGAGCCGAGGAAUACUGAAGAUCUCUUGGAAGAAAUGUGUACUGAAGAGCAGAAAAAUAUAAUUAUUUGCCAAACAGCUGAUGGUGGGAACAGUGAAGAAUAUAACAGUAUGGGUGCACACGAGUCCAACACAGAAAUAUCAGCAGAGAUCAGUAAUGGAGAGAAGGAGGAAGGAAAGACAGAAAUGAAAGCCCAGACGACUUGUGAUAUAAAGUGCAACGAUCUGCCAGACAGUGACUUUGUGGACAUCAGUGAGAAAAUAGGCUCUGUCUGUGAGGCGGACUGCCAUCAAAAGGACACAGAGAAAGUUUCAGACCGCAGUCAUGUAGAGAUGACAGAAUUUCAUCUGCUUCAAGACAUCAGCUGUCCUGAAGAGCAAAAUUUCAACAAUGGAGCGAUUGCAAUCACGCAAGAGGCUCAACACUUGUGUCAGGCUGAUGCAGAGUCAGUCAAUUCCUCGCUAACUGCAGUUGAGAAAACAGAAAUGAUGAGAUUGGAUGAAUCAACAGCUAAUUCUCACACAAAAUUUUCCAGCCUGAUUCAGUCAGCCGAGUCAGUGAGUCAGAUAAUGAUCGAACCUACUAAUAAUACAAGCACCAUGACUCACACAGAUGAAAUGAGUGGUAAAGACACAUAUGAGGUCAAGAAAACCAUUGUUGAUGCCAAAGGUGGAGCUCAUAAUCAGAGUACAGCUGAUCUUACAAAUGGAGGGAUGGAAGAUUUUGAAAGUGAUGCAUACAAGGAGGCCUGUGAGAUGGCCUUUCAGACGCAACCUGUCAGGUUUGAUAGGGAUUUGAAAAUGUCCAUUAGUCACCAAGACAAUUCAAUGGAUUCAAAGAACUCUGAAAGUGUUUUGUCAGGCUCAAUUCAACUAAAAAAUGGUAAUGUUGAAUUACUUGAGGUUUUCACAUCUAAAUUCCUUGAGCAGCCUGCUGUGAAAGAAACCCUCGUUAAUGUGGAAGAAUUGUCUUUGCCCAUUUUAAAGACCUAUCGGUCCUCGUUUGACUGGUGUGGUGCUAUAAAACAGACAGUUCUUACCACAGCUACCGCUGACUGCAACCUGCAGCCGAAUGCUCAGAACUCCUCUGUGUCUGAGCAAAAUUCAAGUUCUUCCUGCGGGCUACUUACACAGUUUCCCUGCACUUUUUCUCUUAAAAGGCAACAAAACAAAGAACCCUUGAUGAUUAUCAGAGCGUCCGACCUGUUGAAGGCCUCCAGCGCCCCUGGAUCCACAGGAUUUGGGAGGAAACAUAAGAUGAGAGAGUGGAGCAUUUUCGGGGAGAGCUUCAAAGAAACAUCAGCAAUAGAAGAAAGCAGAGUGUCAUUGCCUGCCCCUUCUUGUCCAGUUGCCAGCUUUUCCCGCACAUGGCCCACUCCUUCUAGUAAAACUUCUGUCCCCGGCGUACUUCCAAGAUCAGAUGCUGAGUUGGAACCUUUGUGCUCUCAGGAAGAGCAGCUGUCAUCAUUCAGAGCUCAGAUAUCGAAAAUUGAACAAUUCUUACAAACAGAAAGGCUCCACCUCUCCAAGCGACGACGCACAGACAACUAAACCAAGGUUUCAAUGUUUUGAAUGUAGUGUUUGCUCUAAUUUAAAAAUUACUUGGUGAAUUAUAGAUUAAAAUUAACUCAAUAUUGAUAGCUAUGGUAGCAUUUCAAGUUCUAUGUUACUGCUUUUGAGUUUAUUUUGUACAUCUCAAGAAGUUUCUUGUUCCACAUUUAUUGUUGAUAAACAGCUGUGACAAGGCAAAGGAAGACUAUGACCAUUGUGUUACAAUGUUCAGUGUUUUAGUGAAUGAAAUUAAAUUUAGAGAGAGUUAUUUUGUGUUUUGUUUUUGUUUUGUUAUUUUUACAAUACUCGAGAGUAUCUGUAAUGUUUUCCGUUGGCAUGUUUUUGUAUCUGUGGGAAAUUCUUUUGAAGCAUGCCAUUAGCUUUACACAAAUUGCUCAGAUUAACAAACAGCAAAGGCCAAGAUUUGUUUUAAUUAACAUUUAGUCUUUAAUGGUCAACGGGGGUUGCAAGUCUCAGAGGGGCUCUAACUAGUCACACCUUUUUUCAACACCUUCUGUUUCUGCAGGGCUGGUCGGGAGUAACAACACCUAUUAACAUAGAUUUAGAGCUACCAAACAGCUCAUCCUAGCUCAUUAUGAUUAACAAACAUCAAUUAACACACUGUAAGUCAAAUUAAAACAUUCUAAUUAGCCUCUUGUUAACUUUAUGUUCCCUGUGAGAGAAUAACAUAUGGCCCUAUGUUAGCAUGAGCCAUCUCACCACAGAUAGUUAGCCACUAAUUGCUGACAAAUAGCUCUCGUCAAUACACUAAUGAGGAAUUGUUAAAACCUGCUUGGUAAAGAUUAAGGGACUAACUUAUAUUCAAAUAUAACAAUCAGAUGGGUAUUCUUUGGUCUCUCGAUGAUCAGAGAUAAAACCCAUCCAUCCAGCAAUAUAACUUUCUUCUAGUAAAAUCCAUCCAUCCACCAUUCAUUUUCCAAACCGCUUAUCCUCACAAGGUUCAGGGGACUGUCAGACCCUAUCCCAGCUAACAUUGGGCAAAGGCGAACUGGUCACGUCAGUCACAGGGUACAUUUGAACACUAUCAUUGAGCAGGAAUCGAUCCCACACUGCCUGCGCCAAAUUGAGUUGAGAAUGGCUACUUCCACUACCAGAGGCAGUUACUGUAUGUUUAUCCUGUGUAUGUACUUACAGUAACAGUUCUUAUUCGCAUGACUAUAAUUUGGGAAGUUUCUGCCUGCCAAUGUAUCUGUUACCAGAUCCAAAGUUGCUCCAAUCCACUUGAGACUCAUCCUGCUCACUCGUUAAAAUUAAUGGUGCAUAAUGUGAUGGUUAGCACAGCAUCUCUGCAUGGUCCAUCUUCCUGCACUUACUGCUAAUGAAUACAUCUGAAUGUUAAUGCUCUCAU
Molecule: messenger RNA, 5250 nt
Organism: Syngnathoides biaculeatus (alligator pipefish)
Lineage: Eukaryota; Metazoa; Chordata; Actinopteri; Syngnathiformes; Syngnathidae
Product: protein lava lamp-like
Exons: 24
Coding region: 615-3881 (1088 amino acids)
Source: RefSeq, a predicted model, not a curated record